Molecule: messenger RNA, 411 nt
Organism: Closterium sp. Yama58-4
Lineage: Eukaryota; Viridiplantae; Streptophyta; Zygnematophyceae; Desmidiales; Closteriaceae
Source: the annotation of a GenBank genome assembly
GCGUACCUGGAUCCGCUCAACCUGCCGUCAGACGCCCUCCUCUGUCACUUCUGCUCCCAGCCCCUGCGAUUCCUGCUGCAGGUGUACUCACCGCUGGACAGCGAGGCGUCUGCCUUCCACCGCACUCUCUUCCUCUUCGCAUGCCGCCACCAGCACUGCCUCACGCGGCACCAGCAGCAGCAGGCAGAGGUGGCGGACGGCAGAGCAAGGGAAAGGAGACGAAGUGUGUGUGCGCUGCGCAGCCAGCUGCCUCGCGCCAACCCCUUCUACGCCUUCACCCCGCCCCCUCCGGAUGCACCCGGGGCACCACUCUCCCACCAAGUGCCCAUGUGCGCGUGGUGUGGCACGUGGAGGGGCAGCAAGCGCUGUGGCGGCUGCAGGCAGGUGGCCUACUGCAGCAAGGACCACCAG